AUAUCAUCAAUAGGAUGCAAGAGACUCUGGAUAAAAUUCAAAUGCACGGUGAUAACCUUAGUCAGCAAGUUGACCUAGAAAGUAAAUUUGUGUCGGAUAGAAACAUUUCUUCAAAGUUAUCUUCUUCACAUGAAAUGGCCAGCACGCAGAAUUUGCCUCAAAGGUCUUAUGAGAUAAAUCCAAACUCUGGAAUAAAUCGUCAUCAUCACUGUGAGCAUUCUCAAUGCUUCGGGCAAUCAGACCUAGCGCAUUUCCACGAUGUUCAAUGCGAGAAAUCGUUCCAAACUAUAUCUAACCGGUUAUCGCGACAUUAUGACCGUACUUUCAAUGAUGGAGAUGUCAGAAAAGAUAAUGAUGGUGAACAACUUUGGGAACUUCUUCAUAAAGUGAAUGAAGCGUUGGAAACGUAUAAUGAGUUUAAUCGCAGUCGCCGGGGAGAGAAGAGAAACGUCGAACAGGAGUUGAUUUUUCAAAUUCAUGAAAUUCUAAAGAGAGAAGAAGGCAGGACCUUGUAUGCUCCAAGAGACGUCGCAUUACAGCGGACGGAAAAUAGGUUUUCAUCUCGUGGCCGCAUCGAUGAUGGAUUUCACCAAGAUGCCUAUAGCAAUAAAAAAGUUCUAAUGCCUUCGUUAUAUAAGUGCAUGCCAACCCGGGGAGUAUCGCUGGAAUAUUGGGGAAGACAUUCGAUUGAUAGUGUAGAACACACGUUGUCACAAUCUGAAUGGUUCGGAUCCCCGAAAUGGCAACAGAAUCAACAAGACUGGUUCAACAAUGACAUCCCAAAUCCCAAUCGAAUAUUAUGUGACAACUAA
This is a messenger RNA of Acaulospora morrowiae, 812 nucleotides long. NCBI's taxonomy places the organism in Eukaryota, Fungi, Glomeromycota, Glomeromycetes, Diversisporales, Acaulosporaceae. The record is from the annotation of a GenBank genome assembly.